This is a messenger RNA of Chanos chanos (milkfish), 2731 nucleotides long. It is a transcript of the gene rpn1, whose product is annotated as ribophorin I. NCBI's taxonomy places the organism in Eukaryota, Metazoa, Chordata, Actinopteri, Gonorynchiformes, Chanidae. The record is from RefSeq and is a predicted model, not a curated record. The coding region runs from base 107 to 1897 and encodes 596 amino acids. The transcript is spliced from 10 exons. Gene Ontology annotation, cellular component: oligosaccharyltransferase complex; membrane.
CAUUCGCCAGUGUCUGGGAACUGGGCUCCAUAGCGCUCGGCCUCGGAUCACUUGGUUUUGACACAUACGUCUGAGAAAUUACAAACAUAAUUUUUUCAUUUCCAAAAUGCAACGAAUAAUCGGUGUAAUUCUUGUAGUUUUGCAAGUCAGUUGGCUAGGCAGUGUAAACGGUUUGGUCAACGAGGAGGUGAAACGCACAGUGGAUCUGAGCACGCACCUUGCCAAGAUAACAUCGGAGAUCCUUCUAUCAAACCAGGGAGACUCUCCUGCACAAAGCUUUAUCUUGGCUUUGGAGCCCGACCUUGCUCCACACCUUGCGUACAUCGGAGCGUCUAUAAAAGGUGAGGAAGAGGAGGAUGGCACCCUAGAACUGAAGGAGACAUCACUGCCAGGCCAGAGUGGAAAAUUCUUCCAGGUGCAGCUGCCCUCCUCCUUGGCAGUUGAUGGUAAGCUACGUGUAAAGGUUGAGACUGUUUUGAGCCAUGUGCUUCGGCCCUUCCCCACUCACAUCACCCAAGCCGAGCGGCAGUUGGUGGUGUUCCAGGGCAACCACUACCUGUACUCGCCCUACCCCACCCGUACUCAGACCACCCGAGUUCGUUUGGCCUCCAAGACUGUAGAGAGCUACACCAAAUUGGGCAACCCCAGCAAAAAUGAUGAUGUCAUCGAAUACGGGCCCUUCAGGGACAUUGCUCCAUUUAGCCAGGAUGCCAUGAAAAUCCAUUACGAGAACAACACUCCCUUCCUUACCAUCAGUAGUAUCACACGCACCAUUGAGGUUUCCCACUGGGGGAACAUUGCAGUAGAGGAAACCAUUGACCUGCGUCAUACUGGAGCCUUUUUGAAGGGGCCCUUCUCCCGGUAUGAUUACCAGAGGCAGUCUGACAGUGGAAUUUCCUCAGUCAAAUCUUUCAAGACCAUCCUCCCCGCCUCUGCUCAGGAUGUGUACUACCGCGAUGAGAUUGGCAACAUCUCCACCUCCCACCUGCAGGUUCUUGAGGACUCUGUUGAGGUGGAGGUGCGGCCCCGCUUCCCAUUGUUUGGAGGCUGGAAGACUCAUUAUAUCAUUGGCUACAAUCUGCCCAGCUACGAGUACCUGUACACCCUCGGUGAUCAGUAUGCCCUGAAGAUGAGGCUUGUGGACCAUGUUUAUGAUGACCAGGUCAUUGACCAACUCACUGUUAAGAUCAUUCUUCCGGAGGGAGCAAGAAAUAUCCAUAUGGACACUCCUUACCCUAUUGACCGUGACCCAGACCAGUUACACUACACUUAUCUAGACACCUUUGGCAGACCAGUACUGGUGGCCACUAAGAGUAACCUUGUGGAGCAGCACAUUCAGGAUGUGGUGGUACACUACACAUUCAACAAGAUUCUGAUGCUGCAGGAACCACUGCUUGUGGUUGGAGCUUUCUACAUUUUGUUCUUCACUGUCAUCAUCUAUGUGCGUCUGGACUUCUCCAUCACCAAGGACCCUGCAGCAGAAGUGAGGAUGAAGGUCGCCUCCAUCACUGAGCAGGUUCUGACUCUGGUGAACAAAAGGUUGGGGUUGUACCGCCACAUGGACGAAGUGGUGAAUCGUUACAAGCAAUCCCGAGACACCGGAGCCCUGAACAGCGGCCGUAAGACCCUGGAGGCGGAGCAUCGCACCCUGACCAAUGACAUUACCUCUCUGCAGGCCAGGCUUAAAGCAGAGGGCUCUGACCUGGCUGAAAAGGUGGGUGAGGUGCAGAAGCUGGACGGCCAGCUAAAGGAGCUGGUCUGUCGUUCCUGCCAGGAGGCCGAGCGGCUGGUGGCCGGGAAGGUGAAGAAGGAAGCUUACAUCGAGUCAGAGAAAACACAGGCCAGCAAGAGGCAAGAGCUAGUGAGCCGCAUAGACAGCUUGCUGGACGCCUUGUAAUCAGUCAUCGCACCCGGGCUUACGUUAGCCAUGCCAUGCAGAACCCAGCCAUGCCCUUCCACACGCUCACAUGCAGCUGAUCUGGGGCCUGUUUUAAAAACAAGUACUCACAUAUACGUCGACACUUCUAGAUGCCCAUUCACAUUGAUGCUUUUGUGUAAAACUGGCAUCGCAGGGGUUUUCUGCCCAUUUUCCUUGGUAUUCUUUGAGUAUUAAGGUUGUGUUUGAGUGUGUGUGGGAGCUUUGCAGGCGCGAUCAGACGCAGCAGUUUCUAUGUUUAAAUUUGGGAAUGUUUUUGAAUAUUUGUUUUCAGCUUAGAAAAAUGUUAAAUUGAUGACUGUUCUUUAAGAGUCAGGACCAUACAGUGGCCAUCUCGCAUUUUACGGUUGUCAUGGCUGUUUGCAGUUUUUUUUUUUUUGGGGGGGGGGGGGGGGGCGGGGGGUUGGAUGGAUGGUCGAUGGGGUCUGUGGAUUGGAACUCCCACUUUGUCAGUCCUCAUUGCACUUAAUCUCACACAUUUGUACAACUGGUCCCCGUCCUUUUGUGAAAAAUAUAAAUGAUACUAAUGCGCUGACUAUUUGUGAAAAUUCUCAUCAAUGGCUUCCGUACAUGUUUUCACCUUUUCUACUUGGACAUUUUCUUACUUUUCUUUUUUUUUUUUUUCUAUGAUUUCUCAUUUGUAAAUGCUAUGCUUUCAUGAACAUGAGAUUAGCAAAUGCAUGAGAUUGGUGUGUGGAUAGGGAAUGGACUUCAGGAAGACGUUUUCAGUUUAAAUUACAGUGAUAUCAGAAAAUGCUGAAUCCGAAAUAAAAAAAAAACAGAUUUUUUGUUUCA